AUGAUCCAUGGUAACUACAAUAGUGACGAAAUAGACUAUUUAGAGAAACCAUACAAGCUGAGGACCAAGAUUAUAAUAGCAGCACUGGUGUUUCUCGUGUUCGUGUCUGCGUUAAGUGGUUUCCUUAUAGGCAGUGCCGAUUACGCAUCAUGGAAAAAUUCGGAACCACCCGACACAGUACAUGCCUUGCGACCUUCUCCAUCAAUACUUCAUGUGUUUCAAAGGGCAGCCGUGUGUACUGAUGCCCCUCAAUGUUCAAAAAUAGGAAGAGAAAUCCUUGCUUCAAAUGGGUCGGCGGUGGACGCGGCGAUUGCAUCCAUGUUUUGCAAUGGCUUCUACAACCAACAGAGUAUGGGUUUGGGAGGCGGUUUCUUCAUGACUGUUUACAUAAAAGAAGAGGAAAAAGCGUACACUGUGAUAGCGAGAGAGACUGCACCCGGGGCGGCUACUGCGGACAUGUACCAUGGGAACUACGACAAAGCAUCAAAAGGUCCUUUGGCAGUAGGGGUCCCGGGUGAAUUGCGAGGAAUGUGGGCGGCUUACAAGAGAUGGGGCAAGUUGCCUUGGGAAAGUUUGAUAGCACCGACCUUGGACAUUUGUGACAGUGGCUACGUUAUAUCUAAAGCGCUUUAUGAUGGAUUGGAGAGUGCGCCCUAUGUCAAGAACGAUCCUAACUUAAGAAAAACUUAUUACAACCCGACUAAAGGUCAAUUUUAUAAACCCGGCACUGUAGUGAAACCUGCCGAGGCUUUUUGCAAAACAUUGAAGCGAAUAGCUGCAAAAGGUGGUGACGAAUUAUACAAUGGAAGCCUUGCUGUGGAUUUCCUCGACGACCUGCACCGAGUGGGGAGUAUCAUCACAGCCGACGACCUGCAAAAUUAUCAAGCAAAGAUAACAGAACCGCUCGCGGUGCCCCUCAGUAGCGGAGACAUUCUGUACACCCCGCCACCGCCUAGCAGCGGCGUGAUAUUAGUGAACAUCCUGAACGUACUCAGCGGGUACAACUUCACUGCGGACAGCAUCAACGGCAGCGACCACAAAAUUCUUACCUACCAUCGGAUAUUAGAAACUUUUAAAUACGCGUACGCUACAAGAACUAAAUUGGGUGACCUUGAUUUCUUAGAUUUGAAAGAUCUGAUCCACAAUAUAACGACGCCGGAAUACGCUGCGGAAAUAAGACAGAGGAUAAACGACUCGUACACCAGCAACGACACGUCGGUGUACGGCGCCACCGAGUACAACAAACCGGACGCCGGCACUGCUCACAUCUCCAUCAUCGGCAAGAACGGCGACGCCGUCUCCGUCACAAGUUCCAUCAACCUCUAUUUUGGCGCCGGUUUCACGACACUUAACACUGGUAUCGUUAUGAACAACGUGAUGGAUGACUUCUCUUCACCGGGAAUCACCAAUUAUUUCGGUCUGAAGCCAUCACCGGCUAAUUUUAUAGCGCCGGGCAAAAGACCAAUGUCUUCAAUGAACCCUAGCAUAAUUGUAGAUAAAGGUGGUAAUGCGAAGAUGGUGAUUGGUGCGUCCGGGGGAACCAAAAUUACUACCGCCGUCGCCUUGGUGACAAUUCGUAAGCUCUGGUUUGACCAAACAAUAAAGGAAGCAGUGGAUGAGGCCCGGUUCCAUCACCAAAUAUUUCCUAUGCACGCAGAGUAUGAAUACGGCAUAACCGAGGACGUUGUUCAGGGCCUUAAAGCAAAAGGGCACGGAAUGGUGCGCUACCGGGGGAGAGGAUCAAUUAUUUGUGCGCUGUUCAGGAAUAAAACCGGUAUUUACGCCAACGCCGACUUCAGAAAAGGUGGAGACGUCGCUGGCAUAGACUAA
Parnassius apollo (apollo) is the source of this 1830-nucleotide messenger RNA. NCBI's taxonomy places the organism in Eukaryota, Metazoa, Arthropoda, Insecta, Lepidoptera, Papilionidae. The record is from the annotation of a GenBank genome assembly.